Molecule: messenger RNA, 2118 nt
Organism: Trichosurus vulpecula (common brushtail)
Lineage: Eukaryota; Metazoa; Chordata; Mammalia; Diprotodontia; Phalangeridae
Gene: DTWD1
Product: DTW domain containing 1
Exons: 5
Coding region: 234-1145 (303 amino acids)
Biological process (GO): tRNA modification
Cellular component (GO): nucleus
Molecular function (GO): tRNA-uridine aminocarboxypropyltransferase activity
Source: RefSeq, a predicted model, not a curated record
GUUACCUUCAUGGUUGCUCCUCCGGGCUCGUCCGCUCGAGUUAACGGGCUGCUCCGGAAGCGCGCGCCGGUGUGCCCAGGAAAGGGCUCCUCCGGGACGUGCUCUCUUAGAUCCGCCCGCCGCUUCAGACUCGGGCUGUUUCUGAAGUGGAGAGCCGGGGCCGAGGCGCCGGGAGCUGCAGGCCGCUCUGGGGGCUGUGCAGGUGUAUCAGUUCUACUUUUUUGACUUGAAAGAUGUCUCUAAACCCACCUACAUUUUUCAAAGAAGACAACGAUAGUAAAUCAGAAUUACAAAACACUUCUCUAACUAAAGAAGAUCCCCUUCAAAACUUAUGCUUAGCAUCUCAGGAAGUUCUCCAAAAAGCCCAGCAGAGUGGUAGAGCCAAAUGUCUCAAAUGUGGAGGCUCAAGAAUGUUCUACUGCUACACAUGUUAUGUUCCAGUUGAAACUGUCCCAAUUGAACAGAUUCCAGUUGUGAAGCUUCCAUUGAAGAUUGAUAUUAUUAAACAUCCUCAUGAGACAGAUGGCAAAAGUACUGCUGCACAUGCUAAACUCUUAGCACCUGAAGAUGUGAAUCUUUACACAUAUCCUUGCAUUCCAGAAUAUGAAGAAAGGAAGCAUGAAAUUGCACUUGUUUUUCCUGGUCCCAAUUCUGUCUCAGUAGAAGAUAUUUCUCUUCAUCUGCACAAACACAUUCCAAGUAAUGCUUUGUAUAGCAGCAAAAAUGAGAGCUCUGGCAAACCACCCAAUAAGCGCCAAAAAAUAGAAGUAGAAAAGAAUGGAGAUGCAGAGGAGAGCAGCAGGACGGACGGCACCUCACUGAAGAAAGUUGUUUUUAUAGAUAGUACGUGGAACCAGACCCACAAAAUAAUUUCUGAUGAACGACUUCAAGGGUUAUUACAAGUUGAGUUGAAGACACGGAAAACUUGCUUUUGGCGCCAUCAGAAAGGAAAGCCAGAUACCUUCCUUUCCACAAUUGAAGCUAUUUACUAUUUUUUGGUAGAUUACCACACUGCUAUUUUAAAAGAGAAGUACAAAGGACAGUAUGACAACCUUAUGUUUUUUUAUUCGUUUAUGUACCAACUGAUUAAAAAUGCCAAGAGUUCUGCAGGAAAACAGCAAGAAAAUAGUGCUAUUAAUUUGUAAACAGAAUAAUUCAUUAAAUUUUGUUAUUGUCAUGUUUGAUAAACUUGUAAUGAACAUUGUGCUCUGUUUUUUACCAACUAAGAAAUCUAAACCAUUCUGUGCUUAGAAUAAUGAUUGCCAGACAAAUAAGAAUGGAUAAUAAUAAUGGACUGGUGAUCUGUUUUUAUAUGUGGCAAAAGUAAAUACUGAUAUGUAAGGAAGGAGCUGUUUAGGAAGGUUAACUGAGAAUAUUAAUUUUAAAAUUUAUGUGGUAGGCAACAUAAUCUUAAAACAGUUACCUUAAAUUUAAAUUGUAUUUGUAUGGUGCAUUUCAAAAUUAUUUUGAUAACAUCAUAGUUUAUAUAGUAACCCCAUGAGGUAACUAGAGUGAUUAUUAAUAUCUUCACAUUAUACAUGAUGAAACUAUGGCAGUAAGGAAUUUAAUGAUUUGUUCAAGGUUAUGUAUCUAAUGAGGAGCAGUGACAGAGCCAGAACCGUGGGUCUCCAGAAGUGUGUCUAUUUGGCUUUUCUUUCUCUUAAAACUUGAAUUCCCAGGGCAGCUAGGUGGUGCAGUGAGUAGAACACUGGCCCUGGAAUCAGGAGGACCUGAGUUCAAAGGCGACCUCAGACACUUGACACAUGUACUAGCUGUGUGACCUUGGGCAAGUCACUUAACUCCAAUUGACCUGCCCCCACCCAAAAAAAAGCAAAAAAAAAAAAACCAAACUUGAAUUCCUAACUGUGCCUUCUAUCAGUUUACCUUUCCCAAAGAAAUACAAAGUUUAGUAGGAUCUUAGAUUUGUAAAUAGGAAUCCAUGUGCCAAUUCUAUAAAUGUUAAAAAAAAAUUAGAAGUAAAAUUAAGUUAUAUUUAACUGAAUAGGAUUGUGUUAGAACUAGAAAAGUUUAUAAGAUUCAGUGUGUUGUCACAAAUGAUCAGAGAAAUAUAUUAUCCAAUCAAGGAUUUUAUAAUCCAUAUAAAUUAAUUGAAAAAAA